GGGCGGGUCCUGGAGCUCUGCGGAAGCCGCCGGGGCGCGGCUCUUGUCCAGGCUCCUGCGACCUCGCCGCGUUCACGGCUUCCGGCGGGCGAGCGCCCCGCUGCUUCCUACGCUGCGGUUUGGACCGCUGGAGCCCCGUGCCUCCACAGCGGGAACGCAGCGCAGAGAAGGAGGUGACUGCAGGACUCUUUGGAGGAAGACACAGCCUUCAUUCAUGUUCUAAGACAAUUGCCACUUGGAACCAUGGAUCCUGCAGUGUUAAUGGAAGCCAUUGUGGAAGAAGUGAACUGUCCUAUCUGUAUGACCUUCCUCAGGGAGCCUGUGAGCAUCAACUGUGGGCACACUUUCUGCCACAGCUGUCUCUCUGGACUCUGGAAGCUCCCGGGAGAGUCCCAGAACUUGAGCUACACUUGUCCUCUUUGUCGAGCUCCCACGCAGCCAAGGAAACUCCGUCCCAAUUGGCAGCUGGCCAGUGUUGUAGAUAAGAUCCGUCUGCUAGGCUUCUAUGUGGAAAUGGGACUAAAGACUGAUGUGUGUGAUCUCCACAAGGAACAGCUAACCAUGUUCUGCAAAGAAGAUGAUGUGGUAACCUGUGAAACCUGUAGCCAGUCCCCAGAGCAUGAAGCCCACAGUGUUGUAUCCAUAAAGGAUGUGGCCUGGGAAUAUAAGUGGAAACUCCAGCAGGCUCUGGAACAUCUGAGGAAAGAACAGGAAGAAGCCAGGAAACUGGAAGUCAGUGAGAAGGAACAGGCUGCCAUCUGGAAGACACAGAUGGAAACACGAAAGCAGAGCAUCCUAUGGGAGUUUGAAAAAUAUCAGCAGUUAUUAAAGGAAAAAGAGCUGUCGUGCCAGCAGGCAGAAGUGGAGGCAGCUGCAGUUCAGGCUAGCCUCGAGCAGGAGAAGGGAGAGACAGCAAGCAAACUGGAGCUGAGGCAUGAGAAGAUCAUCCAGCAGAACCAGGUCCUGUGGAGGAUGAUUGUGGAGCUGGAAGAGAGAUCCCAGAGACCUGUGCGCUGGAUGCUGCAGGGUAUUCAGGAAGCCUUAAACAGGAGCCAGUCUUGGAGCCUGCAGCAGCUAGAACCAAUCUCCUUGGAGCUGAAGACAGAUUGCCGUGUGCUAGGACUAAGAGAGACCCUGAAGACAUUUGCAGUUGAUGUGCACCUAGAUCCAGACACAGCUUACUCCCGCCUUGUCAUUUCCAAGGACAGGAAAAGUGUGCACUAUGGAGUCACCGAGCAGAACCUGCCUGACAAUCCUGAGAGAUUUUGCCGCUAUAACAUUGUCUUGGGCAGCCAAUGCAUCUCCUCUGGUCGGCACUACUGGGAGGUAGAGGUUGGAGACAGAUCUGAAUGGGGCCUCGGAGUGUGUGUGGAAAAUAUCGACCGGAAGGAGGUGGUCUACUUAUCCCCUCAUUAUGGCUUCUGGGUGAUAAGGCUGAGGAAAGGGACAGAGUACCGUGCAGGCACAGAUGAAUAUCCGCUCCUGCCCUUGUCAGUUCCUCCACACCGGGUAGGAAUCUUCCUAGACUAUGAAGCCCAUGACAUCUCCUUCUACAAUGUGACUGAUGGUGGCUCCCACAUUUUCACUUUCCCCCGCUAUCCCUUCCCAGGCCAUCUCCUCCCCUAUUUCAGUCCUUGCUACAGCAUUGGCACUAACAACACCACUCCGCUCACCAUUUGUACCCUGGAUGGAGAAGGCUAGGAGGGCCAUCCUAACUUAAUGUUGCCAUUUGGCUUCGUACACAUCACUAUUGGAGGAUGUUUCCAUUGAUACGCAUAUCCCUGAACCCAGCUUAAAACCCAAGGGCCCCUCUGUAUGACCUCAUGGUAUCUUGCUAUUAGAACAAACUGUCAGUGUGCCUCCCAGAAAAACAGUCUCAGUCAGAUAAGCAUUGUGAUCCAUGCUGGAAACAUGACAGGGGUGAUAGACUUUGUCCCUUUUGAAGAUCACAGCCCUCCUCCCUGGUUCCAUAAUUAAGUGGGAGCCAGUGACUAAGUAAGUGCAGACUCCAGAAAAGCUUUAAGUAAGGUUUUCCAAUGAGAUGAAGUAAUAAUGUACAUGCCCAGAGCUUAUUGUUGUGGUGAAACCAGGUAAAGGAUACUUCGUGUGAGGCUUGCUGCUACCAAACAAACCCUUACCUCCAGGCUAGAGAAACACAGUUUGUGCUUUUCCAGCACAGAAUGAAGAACUCACCAGGAUAAUCCCCGUAUCUCCUUCCUGAGCAUGAGAGUGGAUCUGCGUCCUGGGCCUGUCUUUUCUGUAAUGGGCAGACAGGAUCAGAAACCUUAGAGGCCUUAGUUUUUAUUUUUACUGUAUGUAUAAAGAAAUUGAAGCAGCCUUGUUUCCUACAGAGCUUUGGGAGGUAAGAUUUUAAAGAUUGUAAAAUGAUUUUCACAUUAAAAUGAAACAAAGUUGACAAACUCAAUUCACA
Molecule: messenger RNA, 2431 nt
Organism: Mastomys coucha (southern multimammate mouse)
Lineage: Eukaryota; Metazoa; Chordata; Mammalia; Rodentia; Muridae
Gene: Trim68
Product: tripartite motif containing 68
Exons: 7
Coding region: 244-1701 (485 amino acids)
Molecular function (GO): zinc ion binding; protein binding
Source: RefSeq, a predicted model, not a curated record